Exophiala aquamarina CBS 119918 is the source of this 1563-nucleotide messenger RNA. RefSeq lists its product as uncharacterized. Gene Ontology annotation, biological process: amino acid transmembrane transport. The transcript has a single exon. Lineage: Eukaryota; Fungi; Ascomycota; Eurotiomycetes; Chaetothyriales; Herpotrichiellaceae. The record is from RefSeq and is a predicted model, not a curated record. Bases 1 to 1563 code for a protein of 520 amino acids. Gene Ontology annotation, cellular component: fungal-type vacuole membrane. Gene Ontology annotation, molecular function: L-histidine transmembrane transporter activity; L-glutamate transmembrane transporter activity; L-lysine transmembrane transporter activity.
AUGGUUAUUAGACAGCCUCAUACUUCUACUCGAAAUAAACGCGCUCUCAUCGGAACCGUCGGUCAGGCAUCAUGGGCCAGCAGUGUCAUCAAUCUCUUGAACACAAUCGUUGGCGCGGGAGUCCUAGCUAUGCCCCUUGCUAUGUCGCAUAUGGGUAUACUGUUGGGAACCAUCGUUAUACUAUGGGCUGGCUUAACAGCUGGCUUUGGGCUAUACCUACAAACACGCUGCGCCGCCUACCUUGAGCGCGGCUCCUCCAGUUUCUUCGCCCUUUCUCAGAUUACCUACCCUAAUGCGGCAGUGAUAUUCGACGCAGCUAUUUCCAUCAAAUGCUUUGGGGUUGGUGUCAGUUAUCUGAUCAUCAUUGGAGACUUGAUGCCCAAAGUGGUUCGGGGUUUCGCCGACGAAGACAGUCUUGCUCCUUUUAUGUUCGAUCGACAUUUCUGGGUGACCGCUUUCAUGCUGGUCGUGAUCCCCUUCUCCUUCUUGCGCCGCUUGGACUCUUUAAAAUAUACGUCGGUGAUUGCGCUGAUAUCAAUUGGUUAUUUGGUCAUCUUGGUCGUCUAUCAUUUUGCGGCACACGACACGCUCCCUGAAGAGGGAUAUAAAACGCCAUUACGAGUCUUCAAAUGGGCCGGUAUAGUGCCCGCGCUAUCCUCUUUUCCUGUCAUCGUCUUCGCCUAUACCUGCCAUCAGAACAUGUUCAGCAUUCUAAAUGAGAUUAAAGACAAUUCUCACUUCAGAACAGCUGGAGUGGCCACAGCUUCCAUUGGAACUGCUGCAUCAAUUUACGUCCUCGUCGCAAUUACCGGGUAUCUCUCUUUUGGUAACGAGGUUUCGGGUAACAUCGUCGAAAACUAUGCCCCUAUGCCAGCCACAACCAUCGGACAGGCCAUGAUUGUUAUUCUUGUCAUGUUUUCGUAUCCUCUGCAGGUUCAUCCAUGCCGUGCCAGUGUCGAUGCAGUCCUCAAAUGGCGACCGAGUGACAAGCUCAAGGCAAAGCUUCGCUCUACAUCUGGGACACCCUCUUUGGAAUCGAGUCCACCACGCAAUAUUCCCCUCCUCCAACCAAGUCGGCAGCGCAAUACGGAAAUGGGCGAGACGCGGUUUGCUGCUAUAACGACACUGAUCAUUAUUCUGAGCUACCUGGUGGCAAUGACGGUAUCCAGUCUUGAUAAAGUCCUGGCAUACGUCGGCUCUACAGGCAGUACUUCCAUUUCGUUUAUUCUCCCGGGGUUGUUUUAUUACAAGAUCUCCUCACCCGACUCACCCCUUCAUCAACAACUUUUGAAGGAAGAAGACGAUUAUGAGUACGGUGAUGAAGGGGGACGAAAAUCAGAUGACGGGGAUGACGAAGAUGAAAACAAUGAAAACCUGCGCGAGAGUCAGACAUUACUCGCAAAUUCAGGAUUUUUGAGUGUCAGUGGUGCGAGUAUAUUGAAGAGAACGAGAAACUUCCGGCGGAAAUUGUUGAGAAGGCUAAGUCUUGCGCUUGCGAUCUAUGGCAUGAUUGUCAUGGUGACUUGCUUAGUCACAAACUCAGUGUUUCUCGCCGCUCAUUGA